Neospora caninum is the source of this 1320-nucleotide messenger RNA. RefSeq lists its product as hypothetical. The coding region runs from base 1 to 1320 and encodes 439 amino acids. The record is from RefSeq and is a predicted model, not a curated record. The transcript has 3 exons. Lineage: Eukaryota; Apicomplexa; Conoidasida; Eucoccidiorida; Sarcocystidae.
AUGGCAGGCACAGCAGGCAGCCGGAGAUUUCGGGUUCCCGCGAACCCGGGGCUUUCCUACCCUUCGUGGCUAGUCCCUCCCUACGCAGUCGACGACUGUUACUUUCCCGCCCCACGGAGAAAUCCCGUCUGUUCUGACGCUCCUUGUUUUCACAAGGAACCUCAUUCACCAUGCACGCAUCGCGCUCAUGUAGAGUCGCCAGACUCUCCGCUCAACUGCCGACAGGUUUCGCCAACAGGGUACACCGAAUUGUGUGGACAAACUUUUCCGUCCACAUGGGACCAUCACCCUGCAAGUCCUUGUCAGCAUGUGGAGCCUUCUUCUUUAGAUGGGAGACUAGCACCUCACGCGAGUAUCGAAGGGCGUGCAUGGCCUGUGCGUGAGGACCAUGGAACCGGACUCCCACCGCGGUCUCUGUUGUCCAGAACAACCCAGUUUCGCCGCGUACCGGGCAACGGCAGUUCUCUCCAGCGAUCUACUAUAUCAAGGGAGAAAGACUGUGGCCUUCUAUUGGAUUUGAAGGCUGAAUCCAGGCGCAACCACCCUCCCGAGAGCGUCUAUACGACGGACUACGUAGACCACUUCGCCCUCACCAUUCACCCAGACGACACGCCGCUCGAAGAACCGCAAGCAUCGACUGCUCCAACCUGGAAUCCUUCGCAAGUGACAUCGUUGCGGGAGAUGAACGGUGGCAUCCAGCAUAGCUGCGAUCUGCCGUACAACCCCACGUGCUCAAUCGCACAGACAGAGCGGUCCCUGCCACACUUUGAACCAUCGGGGAUUGCUCCCUGCAGCGCUUCCCGGGGUACAGCCCAAAAUUUAACGAGUACCUGUGCUGUUUGUGCUCCGCAUGCAAGCGAAACGGUUGGCUGUCCUUGCCCGAGCUGUUGGAGGUACGGAAGGCACCAACUUCACCUCUGCUCCCUCUGCCCAGAACACUGCUCUCACGCUUGCGUUAUGGCUCCCCGAGGAGCCCCGCCGGGUGGGAUAGUAUCGCAUUCUCACUGUGGAUCAAGAGCAGCCACUCCCAUGCAGGGAAUCCCCAAAACACAUUGCUGGGCAACUGAAAUCCCUGCUGGCGAAGGAACCCCCAGUGGACAGCUUCGGCGACGCUCAACGGGCACAGGCGAUCAGGAGUGGCAGAACUGCAAGGCAGGCAGGAAUGGAGUACAAAACGGGACCACACCGCUGACAACCCCUGCAUUGGGACUUGCGAGUUUCAAUCCUAGAGAUUACAAGUAUCUCCCCCUCUGGGAGCUGCAGCUUGUACCACCCGCCGGAAUUCCGACGAGUAAAUUUCAACCGGUCACACGGUCUUGA